Messenger RNA from Rotaria sp. Silwood2, 2394 nucleotides. Lineage: Eukaryota; Metazoa; Rotifera; Eurotatoria; Philodinida; Philodinidae. The record is from the annotation of a GenBank genome assembly.
AUGGAUGAUGAAGAAUCACAUAACACUUUCCAGGCAAUGUUUAUCAAUGCUGUUGCGAAUUUAGAACCUUCAUUACAUACAGUGAAACAACGACGUUGGCGUGCCAAUCGCAAAGAUCAACCACAUUUAAUCUCAGCAGCGUUAUCCUCUCAAUCUGUUCAACCAGCUAGUGAACAAGAAUUAUGUUCAUCAUCAAUUAAUGAGAGUUUUAAUCGUGAUGUAUUUAGUCAAAAGGACCAUAAUUACGAUUUUGAUCCAGAUUCAAUUUUUUUUGAAACCAAUGAAUCAAAUAUUCUGGAAGAAUCAAAUUUCGAUGAAGAAUCGGAUGAACCGUUGUAUGAUGGUGCACGUGUUACAGUUAAAUAUUACCACAAACAAAUACUGGAAUUUGGAAAUGGUGCUAAAUUGGACAAUACAAACAUGAACAAGUUAUUAAAAUUGAUUGAAAGUGCUCUACCAUUUCAAAACAAAUUAGUUAAAUCAUGCACCAAAUUGUUUUCUUUUUUUCAAAAAUCAUUAUCAUUCAUCGAAACACUUAGAUGUUCUACUUGUUUGAAUAUUAUUGAUGAAAACAAUUACUGUUCAAUACUUUGUGAACAAAAUGAAGUUCAACGACGAGCUGAUAACUUUGUUGAGCAUGUGUUUAUAGAUCGUUCAAACCAUCAACUAAUUGAAACUAUUCGUCGAAAUAAACAUCUGAUAUUGAAUUAUCCUGAACUUGUUGAUAAAUUAUUACCAUGUGAUGUUUUAACAAGAGUAGUUUAUCAAGAGAAAAGAAAAUGUCUUCUGGCAAUAUCUAAUGAUAUUUAUCCUAUUACAUGUAUGCUUCACGUCGAUGGAGCAUCGAUAUUCCAAUGGAGUAAAAAACAUACGUGGUUAGUGAUGGCAUCCAUUUUGGAAAUUCCACCACCACUUAGAGAAAAUCAACAGAAUAUGUUAUUACUUGCACUGUGGAAUGGACCAAUAAAACCAGAUCCAGAUUUACUAUUAAGAGAGCUCUGUGAUACAUUUAAACAAAUCAUUGUUGUUGAUGGUAUCAAAUUCUCAGUUGACAUACAAUUAUUUAAAGCUGAUUUGCCAGCACGUGCUUUUGCAACUAAACAUGUUAAUCACAAUGCCUAUUAUGCUUGUUUAGAAUGCGAACAAAAAGGUGUAUGGUCUGAAGAAGGACGAAUAGUUAUAUAUCCAUACAGUCAAAUUCCAGCAAAGCUUCGUACACCAACUGAUCUUGAUACUUGUGCUAAAAUAGUUAAUGAUCAAUCUCAUAUCAAUGAUUAUUAUGGUGUUAAAGGUGUUAGUCCAUUGAUCAAAAUCCUCGAUAUACCAACACAAAUCGAUCUCGAUGUUAUGCAUUUAUGUUAUGUUGGUCACUGCUCUUUGUUAUUGUCAAAAUGGGAAAAGCUAAUUGUUAAACAAGCUUGGUUAGCAGGUAAUGAUUUCUUAACAAAGGUCAAAUGGCCGCACAACUUCAAUGUGGAAUUGCGUUCAUUUACUGAUCAACCACCAUUUCCUGUACGUGAUCCACGAUUCGAUGAUCUUCGGUCUGCUAAUCAAUCAUUGUCUUCGAUAUCUGACUCAAUUAUAAGGAAUAGCAAUAGUCAUACAGCAUCAGGUGUAUUAGGAGGUGAGUGUGAUAAAAGACGUCGAGCAACUACAGGUACGAUGGUUGCUCCUUCAAGUGUUCCACUUGCUCGUAAAAGAUUUGAUCCAGUUUUGCAAAGUACAGCAGCAGCACAAAUGAAUAAUCUUGCCGGUGGUGUAACUCCAACUAAUGCAAAAAGAGUGACUGCAGCUACAAAAUCGUUAUCAGAAACAACACAACACAUUUUAACGAUCAAUGAAGCAUUGAAACCAAUGGUGAAAUUCUGUGAAGAAACAAAUCGAUUGAUAAAAGAAUUGGUUAAACAAAGUUCAGAACAAACACGUUUGGUUACAGAACUUGUUAAUUUUCCACGUGAGUUACAAAAAUUAGGUCAACAAUUAUCUCAUGUUCUCCAUAUGCAAGCGAAGGUAUUACAAACACGACAAGACAAUAAUGAUGACGAUGUAACAAUUGAACUGAAUGGUAUCAAUUUACACCAUGUUCCACGUGGUACUUCAUUAAAUGUAACAGCUAGAGCUUUGUUGCGUGCGGCGUAUGGCGAAAAUGCAUCGUAUAAUAGUUUGGCUAAUGGUGAAUUUGACAUAUUACUAGCACACAUACAUGGUCAACAAACUGCAUAUGUAUUUGCCAAUAGCCAGUCGAUAAAAAACUCUUUGCAACAGAUGAAACAUGAUAGCAACAAGAGAAAUUCAUCAAACAGAUCAACAGUUUUAUCAAAACAGAGUACAACAUCGACAAUUCAUGAACCACUAUCAGUUUCAGAUGAUGAUAGUGAUGAAGAUACACGGUGA